GAUGGGUCAUUUUUUUAUUUUCAUCUGAUAACAAAGAAACAAGAUCGAAGAGUAAAAACUUAAUAAAAAUGAUUACUCUUGUACCGCCGGACGGAGGAUAUGGUUGGAUAAUCGUCAUAGCAUAUGCAUUUAACAGUCUUGCCAUGAUACCUAUCAUGCAAGGUUCAGGUUUAAUAUUUAAGGAUUUGUUUCCAUUGUUAAACAUCAAUGGUACACAAAGCAGCACUAUUAUUAGUACCAACUCGGCAUUUGGCAUGAUAUUAGGUUUAAUCAAUGGUCCACUUUUACGAUAUUUUGGGUACAGAAAAGUGGCCAUCGCUGGUUCUCUGUUAUAUUCUAUCGGUAUAAUACUAACAACGUUCUCAAGAACAUUUACUCUUAUUAUGAUCACGUACGGUGUGAUAGCAUCUGUCGGAAUGAACCUUGCAACAUCGGCCUUUUCUCUCGCACUCAACACCUACUUCACAACGAAGAGAGGACGUGCAACCGGUUGGGCCAUCACUAUUAUGGGUAUAGGUUCGAUCUUUAUGCCACCAAUAACAACUUUCUUGCUCCAUAAGUACGGGUCUCAGGGCACGCUAUUGAUAUUUGGUUCCUACUCUCUACACGCGGUAAUAGGCGCUUUAAUGUUACAUCCUAUAAAAUGGCACAUGAAAAAACAAUCAAACGUUAAAGAUCAGGAUAAGCAGAAGAUUAUCGAGAACAUAGAAAAAGAACACUCUGUUGAAAACGAAGAUACUUUUCAUGACGCGCUAUUGAUGGAAGAACAACAAAAGCAUAAAAAUCUAACUAUAACAAAUAUCAAUCACGAUGUCGAAGGCAUUAGCAUUUAUGGUUUUGAAACUCCAUUAUCACGACAGCUUUCAGAAACGACGAGAACCAUUUCGCAAGAGAUGAGUCUUGAUGGUUGGACAUGGAUUAAUAAUUACGAAUCAAGUAAUCGAACACGUUCCAAGUCAGAUUAUCACUGGUGGAAUUCAGCGAAAAGCAUAAAUACUAUCAAUCUAAACAGUAGUCUAAGAAUUUUCGAUGAAGAUCCAGCUUGCCAACCUCUGCGAAAGAAUUUAAGCUUCAGUAGUACGAAUAAAAUAUCAAAAGCGAAUAGUUGUCAAAGUAUAAGGGAAGAUAAUCACAUUCCACAAAACAAUAACGAGAUAAUGAUAAAUGAUUCAAAUAUAGAGAAUCAAAACGAUAGUUGUGAAAAACAAAAAAAGAAAACGAGAUUCGUGCGAAUUUUACGAUGGAUAAUCGCCUUUUACGAUCUCGAUCUUCUACGAGAUCGUAUAUAUGUCAAUAUAAUGUUGGGCAUGUCGAUUGCCAUUUUCGCGGAAAUUAAUUUCUCUUUAUUGACUCCCUUCAUUCUGGCUGACUGUGGUUUGUUGACAAAUGAAAUCGCAAUUAUAAUGAGCACCAUUGCCUCGGUUGAUCUUGUUCUCCGAUGUUGUGCUCCAUAUCUUGGAGAAUGGCUUCAUCUAACACCGAGACCAAUGUACACUAUCAGUUUGAUCUUACUUAUUAUUAGCAGAACAGGUUUAAUAUUUACCCAUUCUUUUACACAAGUGAUAGUUGUUGCUACAGGUUUAGGAAUUGCCAAAGGGAUUAGAUCUGUUUAUAUGUCAUUGGUCAUACCAAGCUAUGUGCCGAUUAACCGACUACCAUAUGCUUCUGCGAUACAGAUGAUGGUAAAUGGAUUCAUCAUGAUAAGUGUUGGACCAUGUUUAGGUAUAAUUAGAGACGCAAUGGGAAGUUACACGCCCUGCAUCGUCAUAAUUAAUAGUAUGACGGCCUUGACCGUCACUCUAUGGCUGACGGAGUUGAUCAUCUUGCGAAGAACGAAACUACGAUUAAAACAAACACAACAGGAUCUCAUUGAACAGAAUAUUUAGAAAUAUAAUAGAAUCGUUUUUACUGUACAUUCGGUCAUAAAUUAAGAUAUAUUUUAAUUUAAUAUCGAAAUAUUAUUUUGGCAAUUUUCUCAAGUUCUUUUAUGCUUUUUAACAAAGAAAUAAAAGGCGAUGUUGGAAUGGCCUUAAUUAA
This is a messenger RNA of Vespa mandarinia (Asian giant hornet), 2037 nucleotides long. RefSeq lists its product as uncharacterized. The record is from RefSeq and is a predicted model, not a curated record. Gene Ontology annotation, biological process: transmembrane transport; monocarboxylic acid transport. Gene Ontology annotation, molecular function: monocarboxylic acid transmembrane transporter activity. Lineage: Eukaryota; Metazoa; Arthropoda; Insecta; Hymenoptera; Vespidae.